CCGGCAUCCUAUGUAUAUUGUUGUUAUUUUCCAGCAAGACGGAACCAUACACACGACCGGGUGUACAGGCUUCAAUAGGAACGAUUGAAAUCGACACCGUCACCGUGUGUACAAACACGCAAGACUCAAUUACGGUUCAUAUAUAUAUUGACAGAAGAUGUCUUUAUCAAAAUAUGUAUCGACCCGAGAGAAAACGAAUUUCGCCCGCUUAGCCAUGAUUGUAUUUGGUCCUUGCACUGAUGUGCUGCGUGAUGUACUAAUGAAAGAGAUACAGCCCACAGACUUGCGCAAUAAACUAAAAUUAUUUAUUUCCAAUCACCCUAAAAACAUGAUACCACCUAUCAACCAACAACAAGUGCAGCUAGUUUAUACUUGCGAUUAUUCAACAUUUGACAUCACAUUGUUAUGCACGCUAUUACGUAAUGUAUCUAGAAUCCAAUCGCAUUCGACUAGACGGGGAAAUAAACCAAGACGAGGAUAUAGCAGUGUAUCAGCAAACAUUGAACGCCUUCGUGAAAUAAGAAACAAAUACUGCGCCCAUUCAGCGAAUGGUUCUCUUUCAGACUUUGAUUUUAAUGAAAUAUACAACGAAAUUCAUCAAAUAGUGCAGAAACUUGAGGAUUACUUAGGAACCUCAACAAUUCAUCAAAACAAAGUGUCCAAUCUUAGAUAUUGUGUAUUGGACCCAGCUAUUGAACAGGCAGUUGACAAACUGCAGGAGACUGUUUUUGUGUUGGAAAAAACAACAGUGCCUUUACAUUUGAUAGAGAAUUGGAACAGGCAAAUUUCUAAAUGGAAAGAUGACGACAAAAUGUUUUUAAAAACGCAUAACUUUACAGCAAUGCUAAAAAAAGUUAGAGACCAGCCGUACGUGACAUUCGUUGGAGCUCCGGGUUCAGGUAAAACGGCAACAGCUCGUCACAUCGCCCUAAUACUGCAACAGGAGGGGUACCAAUGCUUACCAAUAACCGAAUCAAGCAAAAUUGAGGAAUAUUGUGAUCCAGAAAAUCCACAAGUGUUUGUAAUAGAUGAUGUGGUAGGCUUCUUGGGGUUUGAUUGGAGUUCUUUUUCUACUUUGAGAAAAUAUAAAGAAACACUUAUCAAUCCGUCAAUGCCAAAAACAAAAGUUCUUAUGACGUGUCGAGAAGUCGUGUAUAGAAAUAAACAAGCAUCAAACUCUUUUUUAACUAAAGAGGAAAAUGUAGUUUUACUACAAAGUACGGAAAAUGCCUUAAAUGAAAACGAUAAACGUGAAUUACUGUCACGGUAUCAGUUAGGAAAAGAUAUCAUAUGCAAAGUUGAGCUGGGAUCAACAUCACCUAUGCUUCCAUUGUUAUGCAAGCUCUUUUCAAAAAAGGACAAGUCUAAAGGAUACCGUCCAUCAUUUUUUACAUCACCCGUCCCUUGUAUUUUAGAAGCUUUAGAUGAAAUGAAAGCAACAAACGAUGUCCAUUAUGCGUCAUUGGUUUUGUUGAUGGCCUGGCAAAGCCCACUCUCGAUAGAUUCGUUAGAAGAUUCAAAAAGUUCUGAAAAAGAAGAUUUUGAGGAGAAAAAAAGAGAAUUUCUAAAGGCAUGUAAAGUUAGCAGUUUGACAGAGAACUUUAUAUUCGUUGAUGCUUUGUCAGAAAUGGAAGGAACAUACACCGUAAAGAAUGACAAACAAAUCAAUUUUAUUCACGAUUCCAUGUUUGAAAUUAUAGCAUAUCAUUUCGGUCGAGAUUUUCCAGAGGUGAUAUUGAAGAACUUGAAUAAUGAUUAUAUUGCAAAUUAUAUCCAGAUAGACUCGAGCAACAGUAGAAAAAGGAAAAGAGAUAGCGAAGAAGAAACAGAUCAAACCGUUAAAGAAAACGAUUCAGUUACGGAACAAAAAUAUGUUAAUGAUUUGUGUAUAAAGUUGAAGGAGUCGCAAUGCCCAAUGCUUGCUGAACAUUGGCAUAGAGCCGCAUUUGUGGGGGAUUUGUUUGCAGCUUUUGGAAAUGUAUCGAUGAAACACCCAUAUGUAUUUCAGCCUUUCAUAAGGAUGAUUGAAGACCAUCCGUAUGCCAUGCUUGAUUUAAUAUUUCUUGCGAGCUUGGAAAAUGAUAAUUUUGUGUAUAUCACAGUAUUUGGUUCCCUUUUAAAGAAUUUGAAACCGAAUCAUGCACAUGCUUUGUUAACUGGGUCCAUGAGGAUCAAUAAAGGUGUUCUUUUCGGCGUUAAGGGGAUCAGCUUUGUUAUUUACUAUGGACAUCACCAAAUUCUUCAGUGCAUAAUAGAUCGAGUUAUCAGAGAGAAAAAAAACCUCGAUGAUCUAUUUGAAAAUGAAUAUACAGAAGGAUUUGAAAUGGAUGAUAAUGAUGAAGAUUGUGAAGAUCCAGACAGUAACACAAAUGUAACAGACAGAGAUUGUGAUACCGAUAGCAAUUUAGAAACUACCUUUUACUUGAAACAAGUUUCAAUGGAACAAAUCCGGCUGGUUUGUCUUGGAUGUCAUAGCGGUGAUCUAACCACUGUGCAGAUAUUGCUAAGACAUGUUGAUAUAAAUGCACUAAACAUUACAGACAAUACAUAUAAAGAAAACAAUCCAUUGGCUAUAGCAAUAAAGCUUGGUCAUUUGAAAAUCGCAAUGGAAUUACUAAAAAUUAAGGCUGAUGUUGAUUCGAACAUUUUCGAAUAUUCACCACUUAUUGGUGCUUGCAAAUAUGGACACAUUAGUAUAGUUGAGGAGUUGAUAAAGAAUGAAACUGAUGUUAAUUUAAAAUGUAAGAGUCUGAACGGAGGUUGCAUAACACCACUUAUAAUGGCAUGUCAAAGAGGACAACUUCGUGUAGUUGAAGAGCUAAUAAAAUCAGGAGCCGAUGUCAAUCUAGCUGGAAAAGAAACACCUCUUACAGCCGCAUGUCUGAACGGACAUUUAGAUAUUGUUGAAAUCCUUCUUGCAGCGAAAGCUGAUAUUAAUUUAGGAAAUGAAGAGAAGAAAACACCCCUUGAAAUAGCGCGUGAAAGAGGACAUUUAGACGUAAUAAACAGGUUAACAAUAGUUCACUAACUUACUCACGGGUAAUUGUGUACAUAAUCGCAAAUAUUACCCGUUUAUGUAAAGUUUUGUGAUGUGCUAUAUUCAGACGCUAAAAGCAAAUAAUAUCGAACUUAAUGGACGAUAAAAUUUACAAGUCACGGUUACAAAUAAUGGGAAUGAGACGUGAUUCUAUGAAUGUAAGCUGUAGUUUAAGGAACUUUUUUUUUAACAAAGGUGUGUCUUGUUACGUAACUUUUCAAAUGUACACGUUAAAAAACGUGGUAGGUUUAAGAACAAGCGUUAUAUUUUUAGUCAAUAAUGUAUGUUCUGUUAUAUAUAUUAGCAUUUUUUCGAACAUGGAAAUCUAUUUUUGGUCAGAUUUUGUUUCAAAAAAAAGAAACUUACCUGCACAACAAUUUUUACAUUAUUUACAUUCAAUGUCUAUU
This is a messenger RNA of Magallana angulata, 3444 nucleotides long. RefSeq lists its product as uncharacterized. The transcript has 5 exons. The coding region runs from base 158 to 3028 and encodes 956 amino acids. Gene Ontology annotation, cellular component: nucleus. The record is from RefSeq and is a predicted model, not a curated record. Gene Ontology annotation, biological process: positive regulation of transcription by RNA polymerase II. Gene Ontology annotation, molecular function: protein binding; transcription cis-regulatory region binding. Lineage: Eukaryota; Metazoa; Mollusca; Bivalvia; Ostreida; Ostreidae.